This is a messenger RNA of Apaloderma vittatum (bar-tailed trogon), 2170 nucleotides long. RefSeq names its product spastic paraplegia 7 (pure and complicated autosomal recessive) (gene SPG7). The record is from RefSeq and is a predicted model, not a curated record. Gene Ontology annotation, cellular component: m-AAA complex; membrane. The annotation marks the transcript as partial. Gene Ontology annotation, biological process: protein-containing complex assembly; mitochondrial protein processing. NCBI's taxonomy places the organism in Eukaryota, Metazoa, Chordata, Aves, Trogoniformes, Trogonidae. The transcript is spliced from 14 exons. Gene Ontology annotation, molecular function: ATP-dependent peptidase activity; zinc ion binding; ATP hydrolysis activity.
AGGAUGAGAAACGCAGGAAAAGGGAAAAUCAGAUGCACCUCGAACGCUUACGGGCACUCCUCAUCAUAACUUUCAUAGUGCUGAUGUUUCGAUUCACCGUCAGCGAGAACAGAGAAGGGACCAACAUUUCCUGGAACUACUUUGUGAGCGAGAUGCUGUCAAAGGGGGAGGUUCAGAGAAUCGAGGUGGUGCCAGAGAGCGAUAUCGUGGAAAUUUAUCUGCAUCCCGGAGGCACUCCGCAUGGACAAGUUAACGUUACCCUCCUGUACACGAUGCGGGUGGCAAACAUUGACAAAUUCGAAGAGAAGCUGAGAGCUGCGGAGGAUGAGCUGAAUAUUGAUGAGAGAGAGAGAAUCCCCGUUUCCUACAAACAUCCUGGCUUUUAUGGAAAUGACAUCAUUUCCCUGAUCGUGACCCUUGUGGCUGUGUCCAUGUUGUGGAGCAUCUUCCGCCUUAUCCGGGUCGCGGGCCGGGUUGGAGGAUUCAACGCCUUUAACCAGCUGAAAAUGGCUCGUUUCACCGUUGUGGAUGGGAAAUCUGGAAAAGGCAUCGGCUUCAAGGAUGUAGCGGGAAUGCAUGAAGCGAAAAUGGAAGUCAAAGAAUUUGUGGACUAUUUAAAGAAUCCUGAUCGCUACCUUCAGCUCGGGGCUAAAGUGCCCAAGGGUGCCUUGUUACUGGGACCGCCGGGCUGUGGGAAGACGUUGCUGGCGAAGGCCGUGGCUACGGAAGCACAAGUGCCAUUUUUGGCCAUGGCGGGUUCAGAGUUUGUGGAGGUGAUAGGAGGUCUUGGAGCUGCCCGAGUUCGGAGCCUCUUCCGAGAAGCCCAGGCUCGUGCACCCUGCAUCGUGUACAUCGAUGAAAUCGAUGCAGUGGGCAAGAAGCGCUCAACCAAUAUAUCUGGUUUUGCCAACGCUGAGGAGGAGCAGACCUUAAACCAGCUGCUGGUGGAAAUGGACGGAAUGGGGACCACGGAUCAUGUUAUAGUGCUGGCUUCCACAAACCGGGCUGAUGUCUUGGAUAAUGCUUUGAUGAGACCGGGGAGGCUCGACAGGCACAUUUUUAUUGACCUUCCAACACUCCAGGAGAGAAGAGAGAUCUUUGAGCAGCACCUGAAAGGUCUCAAACUGAUCCAAGACGCCAGCUUCUACUCGCAGCGCCUCGCUGAACUGACUCCGGGCUUCAGCGGAGCCGACAUAGCCAAUAUAUGUAACGAAGCCGCUCUUCAUGCCGCUAGAGAAGGCCACAAAUCCAUCGAUACUUCCAACUUCGAGUACGCUGUGGAAAGAGUCAUUGCAGGCAGUGCCAAAAGAAGUAAGAUCUUGUCGCCAGAAGAGAGGAAGGUCGUGGCGUUCCACGAGUCGGGCCACGCGUUGGUGGGCUGGCUGCUGGAGCACACCGAGGCGGUGAUGAAGGUUUCCAUCGCCCCUCGAACGAACGCAGCUCUCGGAUUCGCUCAGAUCCUUCCGAGAGAGCAGUACCUCUUCACCAAGGAGCAGCUGAUGGAGAGGAUGUGUAUGGCGCUGGGGGGGAGAGUGUCUGAGGCCAUCACCUUCAACAAGGUCACAACAGGAGCACAGGAUGACCUGAAGAAGGUGACCAAGAUAGCCUACUCCAUGGUGAAACAGUACGGGAUGGUGCCCAGCAUCGGGCAGGUCUCCUUCCCGGACCUGGAGAGCGCAGCUGGAAUUGGUCGGCGCCCUUUCAGCCAGGGACUUCAGCAGAUGAUGGACCAUGAAGCAAAAGUCCUGGUGGCUCAGGCUUACAGACGCACAGAAAAAAUCCUACUGGAGAACCGUGACAAGCUGCAAGCACUGUCUAAUGCCCUCCUGGAGAAAGAAGUAAUAAAUUAUGAUGACAUUGAAGCUUUGAUUGGUCCUCCGCCCUACGGGCCAAAGAAAAUGAUAGCUCCUCAGAGCUGGCUUCAAGCAGAGAGAGACAAGCAGGACACGAGAGAUGAAGAAAUGCCCCAGCAGCCACCAAACCACGAGGAGGAGGAGGAACCACGCCUGAGACCAGUAUGAAGCCCAUUCCUUAUGUGGAACAGGAGGACUCCAGAGGUUUAUUCUGUACACGGGAGGACUCUAGAGGUUUCUUUUGGACACAGACCCUUUCCAUUUUCAGCUCCAGAAUCAAAGAUAACUGAGCAGGGAAUCUCUGUGCUGCUGUUACC